Molecule: messenger RNA, 1032 nt
Organism: Caenorhabditis remanei
Lineage: Eukaryota; Metazoa; Nematoda; Chromadorea; Rhabditida; Rhabditidae
Exons: 6
Coding region: 1-1032 (343 amino acids)
Biological process (GO): regulation of transcription by RNA polymerase II
Cellular component (GO): nucleus
Molecular function (GO): zinc ion binding; DNA-binding transcription factor activity; sequence-specific DNA binding
Source: RefSeq, a predicted model, not a curated record
AUGACUAGAAAAUCAACUAUUCAAACGUGUCAAGUGUGUGGAGAUAUUUCUAGAACUACACAUUUUGGCGCUGUUUCCUGUAGAGCUUGCGCUGAGUUCUUCCGUCGAAAAGUUGUUUCUAACGACAAAUUAGUGAAACGAUGUUCUGGAAAAUGUCAACUGAACAGAAGAUCGAGAAAGACUUGUAAAAGUUGCCGUUUUGAAAGAUGCCUCGAAAUCGGAAUGUUGAAAACUGUAGUUACUUCAAACACCUCACUAAAAACGGACGAUUGUAGUACGGAAGAACUAAACAGCAUUCUGAUUGGACUUCGAAAUAGAUACAGUCAACUGGAAGAUGAUAGAAGAAGAGUAUUUGGUAGACAAAGUUACCAACAAUCGAGAUAUUCAAGUUAUGAUGAGACUGGAGAAGUGAUUGCAAAGGAUAUGGAACUAAUAUCAAAACACAUAAUUUCAUUUUUCCAAGCCAGACAAUCGGUUCAUAAAUGUCAAGAACAUAUACUAGCCGACAAUUUUGUGAUUCCUUUCAUCUUAUUGGAAACUUCAUUCAGAUCAAUAGGCGUUCAAUCACUCAUUCUUCCGACUGGAAGUGUUGUUGAUGCUGCUCAACUUGAUAAGUUUUAUUUGGAUUGGGAGUGUGAUGAACAACCACAACGAAACACUAUAUUAAUGCUCCAACCGUACUGGACUACUUCUUUUCGUCUUCUGAAAGAUCCAAUGAAUCGAAUAAAACUAGAUCUCGCUGAAACGUUGUUGUUGAGUGCAUUGAUUUAUUGGGAUUUUGGAAUUGUCAAUCAGUCCGAAGAGUGCAUAGAAAAGUGUCUCCAAAUGCGAAACGUUAUAAAUUGGGAGCUUGUAAAUUAUGAAAAAUUUAAAUAUGGAAUUGAAGAUCACUCACUGAGAAUCAUGGAAGUAAUGAGUUAUCUUCAAGGAGUUCAGAAGGCAUCCACUGCAAUCAAAGACGGCGGACACGUGGCAAAAAUUUAUAAAUUGAAAGGAAAGGAAUCACCCCUUUAUGGAAUUGCUGAUGAUUAA